CCUUAAAAUAUUUUACACAUAGGUUGUAGACUUUGAGCUCAUGUUUCUUUACUUUUGGGGAUAUUAUGCAUCCUUAUAGAAUGGAUAUAAGAUUAACUAGGUUAAAUGGGCAGAUGAGCAAAGUGGGUUUUAUUACUGUACUUUCCUUUAAUGUGCCAAUAAACAUAGUUUGCUUAUUCUAGAGAGAGACAUUUCUAUACUUACAUAAGUUAUCUUAAAGAGAGGCAGCUUGCAUUUCUUACCCCCUCCUCUCUUCUCAGUAUAAAUUCUAUUUUUUAACCAGUCAUCUGGAAAAUUUUAAUUUCAGGCAAGCUAAUGUACCAUCUCUGAAAUCCUAACACUGGGAUUUACAUACUGAUCUAUUUACUAGUUAUGAACUUUAGGUAAGUUUAACCUCUCUACCACUUAUGAUAAAUAUACCCAUACUAUAGGCUUGCCGUGACUAAAUAUUGUAAGUACUCAGUAUUUGCUAUUAUUACAACCACUAGUUGGGGGCUUUUAAGUAUUAAUCAGAUAGGAGCUUGUGGGGAGCACUGUUUAAUAUUAAUAUUAACCUGGCUGGAAAAAUACUAAUAUGUUUGAUAACUUUUUAGAAUCUGAUAUGGUAUUAUUGUAGUUAGCAAAAAUAAUUGGUAAAUAUAAUUGUUAUUGUAAGAUUUAAACUGGGCAUGGUGGCAUGUCAAUCCAAGUUGAAGGGAUAUAUACUUGGAGUUGGAUGCCAUUCUGGGCAAAGUUAUUAAUUCCCUAUAUCAAAAACAAAGUAUAAGACCAAAGGGCUAGGGGACAUGGCUCGAAGUGCUGGCCUAGCAUGCUGGCGGACACAGAGUUCAAUCUCCAGUAUUGAAAAUAAAUAACUAUGAGAUCAUCAUCCUAACCAAUCUUCAUUUGUAGUUGAAACUGAAAGUGGUGAAAUGACUUGCCUAAUGGUUUCUAGUCAUAGUAUUAGCUUGAAAUAGAUCUUGAUUUACCAGUAUUCUUAGUAAGUUAGUCAACCUGAUAUAAUAAAAUAUCUUAAUCCUUACAAAUUUAAUUUCUAAUUUAAAAGGAAAUCUCAGAUAUUGUUCAAUUUCAGUUUCCUAUUUUAUUUCAAGUUCAUUAUUAAUUUAGCUAAAGAGUCACAUGCCUGGUCUCUUAAUGACACAUCCAAAAUAUGAGCAUUGAAUUUUAAAUAUUUAUUGAGCACUGUGAAAGGUGCUUACAAGAUAAUGAGUGAUUCUUUACUCAGUGAGAUUGUUAGGAAAACAUUUUUCUCACAUUUUCAUUCUGUAUUUUGUGGUCAUGUUCAUCUUUUUAGUGAUUUCUUUUUCCCUGUGUGCUUUCUAAUGUGGGCAUAAAAGCAGCCUUUGCCUCUGCCUUCCAGUUUGUUGAAUAGACUGUUUUCUACUUUAAUUUUUUUUGGAAUUGUUGACUUUUGUCUUGUUUUUAUUAUGGUAUUAUUGCCUUUGCUUAGCUAAAUCUGAUUUUAAUGUUCUAUUCAUUUCUUUUCAGUUUGAUUUGACAUUUAACUUUAAUUGUUGGCCUUUGAUUAUGUUUGCAUUCAUUUGUAUAAAAACAACCUUUUUAAGAAUUUGUUGUUGUCUCUGAGUUCCUUUGGUUUUUAGGUACCAUGUUAGUCAGAAGUACCUAUACCAUUUAAAAAAUAGCUCAACAUUCCUAUGUUCACUUGGUUUCUAGGUCUAUUCUGGAUAGCAGGUUUUGUGAAGACAUUUAUUCUUUCUUGGACCUCAGAUUUCCCAGACAUCUCAUGGGUUUGUGGAUGCACUUAGAUGUUUGCAAUGAGCACUGUGGCUGGCAUGCUCCAGUGUUUUGGAUACCAAUGCAUAGGACUCCAUAGUAAUCGAAUUUACCAGAGGCGAACGUCAUGAGCAUAGUGAUCCCAUUGGGGGUUGAUACAGCAGAAACGUCAUACUUGGAAAUGGCUGCAGGCUCAGAACCAGAAUCCGUAGAAGCUAGCCCUGUGGUAGUUGAGAAAUCCAACAGUUAUCCCCACCAGUUAUAUACCAGCAGCUCACAUCAUUCACACAGUUACAUUGGUUUGCCCUAUGCGGACCAUAAUUAUGGUGCUCGUCCUCCUCCAACACCUCCAGCUUCCCCUCCUCCAUCAGUUCUUAUUAGCAAAAAUGAAGUAGGCAUAUUUACCACUCCUAAUUUUGAUGAAACUUCCAGUGCUACUACAAUCAGCACAUCUGAGGAUGGCAGUUACGGUACCGAUGUGACCAGGUGCAUAUGUGGUUUUACACAUGAUGAUGGAUACAUGAUCUGUUGUGACAAAUGCAGUGUUUGGCAACAUAUUGACUGCAUGGGGAUUGACAGGCAGCAUAUUCCUGAUACAUAUCUAUGUGAACGUUGUCAGCCUAGGAGUUUGGAUAAAGAGAGGGCGGUGCUACUACAACGCCGGAAAAGGGAAAAUAUGUCAGAUGGUGAUACUAGUGCAACUGAGAGUGGUGAUGAAGUUCCUGUGGAAUUAUAUACUGCAUUUCAGCAUACUCCAACUUCAAUUACCUUAACUGCUUCAAGAGUCUCCAAGGUUAAUGACAAAAGAAGGAAAAAAAGUGGUGAAAAAGAACAAAACUUUUCAAAAUGUAAAAAAGCCUUUCGUGAAGGAUCUAGGAAGUCAUCAAGAGUUAAGGGUUCAGCUCCAGAAAUUGAUCCUUCAUCUGAUGGUUCAAAUUUUGGAUGGGAGACAAAAAUCAAAGCAUGGAUGGAUCGCUAUGAAGAGGCAAAUAAUAACCAGUAUAGUGAGGGAGUUCAGAGGGAGGCACAAAGAAUAGCUUUGAGAUUAGGCAAUGUAAAUGACAAAAAAGAGAUGAAUAAAUCAGAAUUGAAUACUAACAAUUUACUCUUCAAGCCUCCUGUAGAGAGCCAUAUACAAAAGAAUAAAAAAAUCCUGAAAUCUGCCAAAGAUUUGCCUCCUGAUGCUCUCAUCAUUGAGUACAGAGGGAAGUUUAUGCUAAGAGAACAAUUUGAAGCAAAUGGAUAUUUCUUUAAAAGACCAUACCCUUUUGUUUUAUUCUACUCUAAAUUUCAUGGGCUAGAAAUGUGUGUUGAUGCAAGGACUUUUGGGAAUGAGGCUCGAUUCAUCAGACGUUCUUGUACACCAAAUGCAGAGGUGAGGCAUGAAAUAGAAGAUGGAACCAUACAUCUUUACAUUUAUUCUAUACAAAAUAUUCCAAAGGGUACUGAAAUUACUAUUGCAUUUGAUUUUGACUAUGGGAAUUGUAAAUACAAAGUGGACUGUGCAUGCCUCAAAGAAAAUCCAGAGUGCCCUGUUCUAAAACGAAGUUCAGAAGCCACAGAAAACAUCAAUAGUGGUUAUGAGACAAGAAGAAAAAAAGGAAAAAAAGAGAAAGAUAUUUCAAAAGAAAAAGAUACACAAAAUCAGAAUAUUACUUUGGACUGUGAAGGAACAACCAACAAAAUAAAAAGCCCAGAAAUGAAACAGAGAAAGCUUUCUCCACUGAGACUAUCAGUAUCAAAUAAUCAGGAGCCAGAUUUUAUUGAUGACAUAGAAGAAAAAACUCCUGUUAGUAAUGAAGUGGAAAUGGAAUCAGAGGAGCAGAUUGCAGAAAGGAAAAGGAAGAUGACAAGAGAAGAAAGGAAAAUGGAAGCAAUCUUGCAAGCUUUUGCCAGACUUGAAAAAAGAGAGAAAAGAAGAGAACAAGCUUUGGAAAGGAUUAGCACAGCCAAAACUGAAGUUAAAACUGAAUGUAAAGAGGCACAAAAUGUCAGUGAUGCUGAAGUUAUUCAGGAGCAAUCAAAAGAAGAAACUGCUAAUAAGCCAACACCUGCCAAAGUGAAUAGAACUAAACAGAGAAAAAGUUUCUCUCGAAGUAGAACUCACAUUGGACAGCAGCGUCGGAGACAUAGAACUGUCAGCAUGUGUUCAGAUAUCCAACCGUCUUCUCCUGAUAUUGAAGUUAUGUCACAACAAAAUGAUAUUGAAAAUACUGUACUCGCAAUAGAACCCGAAACUGAAACUGCAAUAGCAGAAAUAAUUACUGAAACUGAAGUCCCAGCACUUAAUAAAUGUCCUACAAGGUACCCCAAAACAAAGAAGCACUUGGUCAAUGAAUGGUUAAGUGAGAAGAAUGAGAAGACAGGAAAACCUCCAGAAAGCCUUUCAGAAAGGCCUCUACGCAUAACUACAGAUCCAGAAGUGUUAGCUACACAGCUCAAUUCAUUGCCUGGUCUCACAUACAGUCCCCACGUAUAUUCUACUCCUAAACAUUAUAUUAGAUUUACUUCACCAUUCCUUUCAGAAAAAAGGAGAAGAAAAGAACCCACUGAAAAUAUUUCUGGCUCAUGCAAAAAGCGGUGGCUGAAACAAGCUUUGGAAGAAGAAAGUUCAGCAAUUUUACGUAGAUUUAAUUCACCCUGUCAAGAAAGAUCCAGAAGUCCUACCAUCAAUGGUGAAAAUAUAAGUCCACUACUAUUAAAUGAUAGCUGUUCACUUCAAGAUUUAACCACACCACUAAAAAAACGAAGACUUUAUCAGUUGCUAGAUUCUGUUUACUCAGAAACCUCAACACCUACUCCUUCACCAUAUGCUACACCAACUCAUGCAGAUAUCACUCCUACGGAUCCAUCAUUUGCCACUCCUCCACGGGUAAAAUCAGAUGAUGAAACGUACAGAAAUGGUUAUAAACCCAUAUACUCACCAGUUACCCCAGUAACUCCUGGUACACCAGGAAACACCAUGCACUUUGAGAAUAUUUCUUCCCCAGAAAGUUCUCCAGAAAUAAAGAGACGCACUUACAAUCAAGAGGGAUAUGAUAGAUCUUCAACCAUAUUAACGUUGGGGCCUUUUAGAAAUUCUAAUGUAACUGAGCUGGGUCUGCAAGAAAUAAAGACUAUUGGUUAUACCAGUCCUAGGAGUAGGACUGACGUCAACAGGCAGUGUCCCGGAGAAAAGGAACCUGUGUCAGACCUUCAACUGGGACUUGAUGCAGUCGAGACAACUGCCAUACACAAAACAAUGGAAACACCCACACAUGACAGGACUGAGCCUACCAACCAACUGGACUCCACUCACCCUGGAAGGGGGACAUUAUAUUCUUCCUGGGUAAAGAGUCCUGACAGAACGGGAGUUAACUUCUCAGUGAACUCCAACUUGAGGGACUUGACACCCUCACAUCAGUUGGAGGUUGGAGGAGGCUUCCGAAUAAGUGAGUCAAAGUGCCUGAUGCAGGAUGAUACUAGAGGCAUGUUUAUGGAAACAGCUGUGUUUUGUACUUCUGAAGAUGGGCUUGUCUCUGGUUUCGGACGGACUGUUAAUGACAAUUUGAUCGACGGGAGUUGCACACCCCAGAAUCCACCACAAAAGAAAAAGGUUUCCCUGUUAGAGUACCGUAAGAGACAACGUGAAGCUAGAAAAAGUGGCUCUAAGUCAGAAAACUUUCCUCUGGUUAGUGUAUCACCUCAUGCAAGUGGAAACCUGAGCAGCGGUGGUGAUGGUGAUGUCCACAGUAGUGAAAAUGGAGAGCAGGCAGAAAACACUGCUAGCCUGCCUUUACCAAUACCGGCUGCAAUUUAUAAUGCUACUGAAGAAACCAGCAAUAACUGUCCUAUUAAAGAAGCUAUUGCCAAUGAGAAGAAUGAACCAGAAGUUCAGUGGACUGCCUCCACUUCAGUGGAACAAGUGAGAGAAAGGAGUUACCAGAGAGCUUUACUUCUCAGUGACCACCGAAAAGAUAAAGACUGUGGGGGAGAAUCACCAUGUGUCUCAUGUUCACCAAGUCAUGUUCAGUCUUCACCUUCAUCUCAUUCAAAUCACAUUCCCCAGCUGCACACUAAGGGCCUAGUACCUUCUUUCAGUGAACUUACAGAAGACCCUGAUCCUGAAAAUCCAGAACCCACAGCUACAAAUGAAUGCCCAUCCCCAGACACUUCGCAAAAUACUUGUAAAAGCCCCUCAAAAAUGAGCAAGCCUGGUUCACCAGGACCUGCUCAACCUCAUGGGAAAAUACUCACAAAAUCAGAUCCUCACUGGGAGGCAACAGUUAUUGUAGCAGAAGCUGAGAAUGUUCACCUAAAAACAGAGCUCCAACAAAAACAGCUAUCAAAUACCACCCCAGCACUUUCAAAGAACCACGCUCCUCCUCAGCCCCAUGCUCGCAGUGCAACUGAGCAACUUCCCCAAAAGCUGCCUUCUGUACCAACAAAGUUGCAUUGUCCUCUGUCACCUCACACAGAAAACCCUCCUAAGUCCUCCACGCCCCACACACCUGUGCAGCAUGGUUAUCUCUCACCAAAGCCUCCUUCACAGCAGUUAGGAUCUCCCUUCAGGCCUCAUCAUUCACAGUCACCUCAAGUUGGAACCCCUCAGCGAGAGCCUCAGAGAAAUUUUUAUCCAGCAGCACAGAAUCUUCAAGCCAAUACCCAGCAGGCAACUUCUGGAGCAUUAUUUACACAGACACCCUCAGGACAAUCUUCAGCAACAUACAGUCAGUUUAACCAACAAAGUCUGAACAGCUCGGCACCACCCCCUCCGCCCCCUCCGCCUCCUUCUUCUUCAUCUUAUUAUCAAAACCAGCAGCCCUCUGCAAAUUUUCAGAAUUAUAAUCAGCUUAAAGGUAGUCUUUCCCAACAAACUGUGUUUACAUCUGGACCAAAUCAAGCACUUCCUGGCAGCACAAGCCAGCAAUCAGUUCCAGGACACCAUGUUACGCCAGGGCAUUUUUUGCCCUCUCAGAACCCUACCCUUCACCAUCAAACUGCUGCUGCUGUGGUCCCACCCCCACCUCCACCACCACCUGCUCCAGGACCACACCUUGUACAACAGCCAAAUGCCCAUCAGCAGCACUCUGUAGCACAUGUAGUAGGGCCAGUUCAUGCUGUCACCCCUGGUUCACAUAUUCAUUCUCAAACUGCUGGACAUCAUUUACCACCACCCCCUCCACCUCCUGGUCCUGCCCCUCAUCACCAUCCACCACCCCAUCCUACCACAGGACUCCAAGGUCUACAAGCACAACACCAGCAUGUUGUAAAUUCAGCACCCCCACCUCCACCUCCACCUCCUCCUUCCAGUGUUCUGACUUCUGGGCAUCACACGACAUCAAGUCAAGCCUUACACCACCCACCUCAUCAAGGACCUCCACUUUUUCCUUCAACUGCCCACCCAGCUGUACCACCAUAUCCCUCACCACAAGCUACACAUCACACCACUCUGGGACCGGGACCCCAGCACCAGCCGUCUGGAACAGGGCCACAUUGUCCAUUACCAGUUGCAGGUCCUCAUCUCCAGCCCCAAGGACCAAACAGUAUUCCAACACCUACUGCUUCAGGGUUCUGUCCUCAUCCUGGCUCUGUGGCCCUACCACAUGGGGUGCAAGGACCUCAGCAGGCAUCUCCAGUGCCUGGACAGAUUCCAAUUCACAGAGCACAGGUGCCACCAACAUUUCAGAACAAUUACCAUGGUUCAGGGUGGCAUUAAAAUGGACUCCAAUAACAUUUUUUAAAAUGUUCUGUAAGAUAAACUGUAUAUUUCAUAUGUACCUAUUAAGGUACUUUUUAAAACUUGUACAUGAAACUUUGUAUAAAAAAAAAAACAAAACAACAAAAACCAGUGCUCUUCCAUUGUAUUUUUCCCAUUUUUGCUUUUUAAAAUUCCUUAAGAAAUGUGCUGUUAAGCCAGUAUUAGGUAUCUUUAUUUUGUAAGUGAACAUUCCAGCUGUUUUUCUGGCAGUAGAUCUGAUGCUACAUGAUCUUUAAAUUUUAUUGUUGCAGUUGAAUUCAUUUAGUGAAUGUUUUCUGUAUUAUUUUAUACAUUAAGUACACAGCUAAUAAUAGCACUAUGAGGAUUUCCUUUUCUUUGGGGGGGGUCAGUUCUGUGAGUGCAUCUUAGGUAUAAAAUGCAAUACAGAUUUUUAUAGUUUGGUGUGGACAUGGCUCAUUCUGUUUUUAUCAGUUAUUUGCAAGCAAAAUGUAAUUUAAUGUAUAGAUAAUUUCUAAUGUCUCCUGGCAAACUGUAAAUACUGCAUUUCUUUUGCGUAUAUAAUUGCUUACACUUUUUUCAUUUGAUAUAUAGCAUUGUACAUAUGACAAGUCUUUUGCAAAACUGUGUGAUCUUUGUGAAAAGUAGUACAGUAUAUGGCCUUUACUUUCCUUUUUUAUUUUAAAUAUACUGUCACAUUGAAGCACUGGUUGGGCAUUUUAAUUCAUGUUAAUAAAUCACAAUUAUGUCAGUUUUA
Perognathus longimembris pacificus (Pacific pocket mouse) is the source of this 8189-nucleotide messenger RNA. RefSeq names its product lysine methyltransferase 2E (inactive) (gene Kmt2e). The transcript has 26 exons. Gene Ontology annotation, molecular function: protein binding. The coding region runs from base 1862 to 7432 and encodes 1856 amino acids. The record is from RefSeq and is a predicted model, not a curated record. Lineage: Eukaryota; Metazoa; Chordata; Mammalia; Rodentia; Heteromyidae.